Lathyrus sativus (Indian pea) is the source of this 1614-nucleotide messenger RNA. The record is from the annotation of a GenBank genome assembly. Lineage: Eukaryota; Viridiplantae; Streptophyta; Magnoliopsida; Fabales; Fabaceae.
AUGGAGAAGAAACGAAAGAUAGUGCAGUAUAGGGAGAGACUGGAUAGGACUCUUGCCUCUGAUGAUCUUACAAAUGUUGAGAUACUCAAAAAGCUUGUAAAAAGUCAACUCCUACCUUCAUCAGAGCUUGAAGAUGAAGGAUAUAAGGAGAAAUUAAUAGAUCGUAAGACUAAAGAGAUAGCUAACUUUCUUGAUAUGUUGAGGAGUGCUUCAGAUGAUCAUGGAAGGUUGAAUACAUCACAUAAUGAUUGGAAAUUAAAACAGGAUAGUGACGAGUUUCGUGUUAUGUAUCGUCAAGGACCGGAGGGAACUCCCUUUCAUACAAUGCUAGUGGAAGGUUUUGUGGAUGGACCUGUUGAUGUUUGUUUAUGUAUCUCAUGGCAAACCUCUCUUUACAAAAAAUGGUGGCCUCAAUCUACUAUCCCGACUUUCAAAAUCUUAUCCAGUGAAUGUUUACAGAAGGUCCAGAUUGGGGAACAGAUAUCACUAGUGAGGAUGAAGGUUUCGUGGCCUCUGUCUAUGAGGGAAGCUGUAGUGCACUAUUAUCUGUUUGAGUACUUUCAAGAGGACUUACUUGUUGUUCUUACGAAUUCGGUUCCUGAUUCAAAGAGUGUUGCGGAAACCCUUUGUGGUUUCAAUGAUGAAGAAAUUCCUGAAGCAAAGGAUGUCGUGAGAGUUGAUUUAGUGGGAGGGUUUGCUUUGCAAAAGUGUACAUCGGAAAGAAGUUACUUUCGGACAAUAGCAAAUAUGGAUGUAAAGGUUGAUUUUGUUCCUCCGUCUUUGAUAAACUUUAUUUCAAGGCAACUCAUUGGCAACGGUUUCAGGCUUUAUCAGAAGGUUGUGGCUUCUGUGAUGAGCCAAGAUAAAGAAGAAUUCAGCAAGGCCUUGGGGGAUCCGUUAUAUGCUAGAAUUCGGGAGGCUUUAUAUAGCACGAGUAGUGGGGAGCUUCCGCAAGUUGCAAGAAUUCACCCUGUUGAAGAUCUUGUUGAAAGUAAGAAGGGUGAAAUAAACGAUGUAUCUAAAGAGGAUAAAAGAAGUCAACAUUCAAAUAAUGUCAUGUCAUCAGCAAUGAAUGCAGGGGUACUAGAAAAUAGCGAAACAUUUUGUGAGAUUGUAGAAUUAGGUAAGGAAAUGAUUGUACAAAGUGUGGAGGAUGAUAUGAAAGUAAAUGACGAAGUUGGUGCAGAUGGCAAGAGGAGUGUAUAUAUCCGCUCGGAGGUUGAACAGGCUCUACAGACAUUAGACAAGGCCAUUUCAAUAGUUAGGGAAUACCGUUUAUGUUCCCCGAUUGCCUCUUCUAGCUUUGCCAAUAAAGAGGUUUGCAUGAAAAAAUAUGGGCGAGUUGAUUCGUUUUCCAUUAAAAGUGUUAAACCUUGUGAUAAAAACGAGGUUAGUGUUGGUUCAUCUCCUUUUGAAAAUGGAGCAAUUCUGGGCCAAUCAACACGGGAUAACAAGCAAAUAAACGAUGAUUUGGUUCAAGGCAUCUCUUCAGAUGACAAAGCCAAGUCAAGAAGGAAGGAAAAAACUAACACCAUUGUAAAUCAAGGUAUGUCUUCAAAUAAACCAAAGUUGAGCAGGCAUAGAAAAUAUCUGUGCUGUAGUUUUCCGCAUUAA